CCAAAACUAACGAGUUUGGAAAAAUUCUCAACAGACUGGAAUUUUAUGCUGCGAUGCAUUCAGAUUGUAGUCUUCUGCUUGACUGCCACUACUUGAAAACGCAAAUCAUCCUCGUCUGCCUUCUUCUGACUCUGAAACAAAUCACGGCCAUUGACUGUUCGUACUCUGCAGUCCUGAAAGGCGAUUUCUGUUUCGAGCCCGGUGACCAUGUGACAGAAGAGGGAUGCAGACGACUUAGCGAAGAGUGUUGCGUUCAUAUAAAAAACAAAGUAAAAUUUAAAUGCUUUAGAACCAAAGAAAAACAGCCCCAUAAAGGAGGCUGCAGCAAAGUUUCAUUAGUAGAAAGAAGACCACUUAUGAACCAGUUUUUGGAAGGUGACGUUCUUCUGGAGUUCAGGGUUGUCUCUGAACUCCAUUGCUGGGACCACUGCAUACGGUAUAACUAUUGCAAAGCAUACAAUUAUCAUCAGACCAGUGACCCGUCGUUAGAAAACUGUCAGUUGUUAAAAAGUGAUAUUGGUCUGUUAAAAGCCAGAGAGGGUCACACAUAUUACGUUAUACCCGAGCAAAACAAGGAUUCACAGUUAUAUCUUAUUUCUCAGAAUUUGCUGGGAAGUACGUGUCGCUAAAGAAUGCACCGAAAUCCUCUCGAGAUUCAUACUGACAAUGGACUUGACUGACGGAUUGACAACAUAAAGAGGACUUUAAGAAGUUAACGAUGUGAAAACGCAACGCCUCUUUAAAGGGAAAGUUACGUGACAUACAUAGAAACGGCUGCGAAGGAGACUUCGAUAAAGCGUGGAGCCUCAGGAACAAGCAAAAGAUAACAUGAUUCGAGGAAGCUCGCCCAGACACGCAUAAAGUCUUUCUCUCAGAAUAAUUAUCAAAAGACCAACUUAAAUCCAAACAUCCAUAUUUUCCUCUACAGGUGAUAAAGAGAUUUUCUAGGAUCAGUAUCAGUGUCUGGGUAACGGCCCACCUACCCCUCCCUUAACCCAACAUUCACCCUAGCUUGUUAUCAGUUGACUGUUGUU
Molecule: messenger RNA, 1034 nt
Organism: Pocillopora verrucosa
Lineage: Eukaryota; Metazoa; Cnidaria; Anthozoa; Scleractinia; Pocilloporidae
Source: RefSeq, a predicted model, not a curated record